This is a messenger RNA of Elgaria multicarinata webbii, 4471 nucleotides long. RefSeq names its product mitofusin 2 (gene MFN2). Bases 115 to 2388 code for a protein of 757 amino acids. The transcript is spliced from 18 exons. Lineage: Eukaryota; Metazoa; Chordata; Lepidosauria; Squamata; Anguidae. The record is from RefSeq and is a predicted model, not a curated record. Gene Ontology annotation, molecular function: GTP binding; GTPase activity. Gene Ontology annotation, biological process: mitochondrial fusion; mitochondrion localization. Gene Ontology annotation, cellular component: mitochondrial outer membrane.
GGGAAAUUGGAUUCUGCCUCUUGGUGGAAGUUUAUUGUGUUGAUCCAGUCACUUGGAGGAGGAGCUGCUGAACAUGCUGAACUGGUGAAAACCCAGCCUGUAUCUUAAAACGCAAUGUCCCUGUUGUUCACCCGCUCCAAGUCCAUCGUCGCCGCUAAGAAGGACAAAAGGCACAUGGCGGAAGUCAACGCCUCCCCGCUCAAGCACUUUGUCACCGCCAAGAAGAAGAUCAACGGCAUCUUUGAACAGCUGGCCGCCUACAUCCAGGAGAGCGCAACGUUCCUGGAAGAGACGCACAAGAAUGUGGAGCUGGAUCCCGUCACUACCGAAGAGCAGGUUCUGGAAGUCAAAGGCUACCUGUCCAAAGUCAGCGGCAUCAGCGAGGUUUUGGCGCGGCGGCACAUGAAGGUGGCGUUUUUCGGGCGGACGAGCAACGGGAAGAGCACCGUGAUCAACGCCAUGCUGUGGGACAAAGUCCUCCCCUCGGGCAUCGGACACACCACGAACUGCUUCCUCCGGGUGGAGGGGACGGAAGGCCACGACGCCUUCCUCCUCACUGAGGGAUCCGAGGAGAAGAAGAGCGUCAAGACGGUCAACCAGCUGGCUCACGCCCUCCACCAGGACGAGGUCUUGACCGCCGGCGGCCUGGUCAGCGUCAUGUGGCCCAAUUCCAAGUGCCCGCUCCUCAAAGAUGACCUGGUUUUGAUGGACAGCCCCGGAAUUGACGUCACGACCGAACUGGACAGCUGGAUCGACAAGUUCUGCUUGGACGCCGACGUCUUCGUGUUGGUGGCCAACUCGGAAUCGACGCUGAUGCAAACGGAGAAGCAGUUCUUCCACAAAGUCAACGCCCGGCUCUCUCGGCCCAACAUCUUCAUCUUGAAUAACCGCUGGGACGCCUCAGCCUCUGAACCGGAGUACAUGGAAGAGGUUCGCCGUCAGCACAUGGAGCGCUGCACCAGCUUCCUGGUGGACGAGCUGGGAGUGGUGGACCGGGCCCAGGCCGGAGACCGCAUCUUCUUCGUCUCCGCAAAGGAGGUCUUGAGUGCCAGGAUUCAGAAAGCGCAGGGGAUGCCCGAAGGAGGCGGGGCCUUGGCAGAAGGUUUCCAAGUGAGGAUGUUCGAAUUCCAGAACUUCGAGAGACGAUUUGAGGAAUGCAUCUCGCAGUCCGCCGUGAAGACGAAGUUUGAGCAGCACACGGUCCGAGCCAAGCAGAUAGCGGAAGAGGUCCGUCAUAUCAUGGAUUCGGUGCACGUCGCGGCCCAGGAGCAGAGGAUUUACUGCCUUGAGAUGCGAGAAGAUCGAGAGGAACGCUUGAGCUUCAUAGACAAACAGCUGGACUUGCUCACCCACAACUACAAGCUGAAAAUCAAAGAGAUCACGGAAGAAGUCGAGAGGCAGGUGUCGAAUGCGAUGGCGGAGGAGAUCCGACGUCUCUCCGUGUUGGUGGACGACUUCCAGUUAGAUUUCCACCCGUCGCAGGUGGUCAUCAAAGUUUAUAAGAACGAGCUGCACAGGCACAUCGAAGAAGGCUUGGGGCGCAACAUGUCGGAUCGGUGCUCCAGCACCAUCACCACGUCCCUGCAGGCGAUGCAGCAGGAGAUGAUCGACGGGUUGAAGCCCCUGCUGCCGGUGGCCCUGAGGGGCCAAAUCGACAUGCUGAUCCCCCGGCAAUGCUUCACGCUCAGCUACGACCUGAACUGCGACAAGCUUUGUGCCGACUUCCAGGAAGACAUCCAGUUCCACUUCUCCCUCGGCUGGACGAUGCUCGUGAACCGAUUCCUGGGACCGAAGAACACCCGGCGGGCUUUGAUGGGCUACAACGACCAGGUCUCCCGGCCUCUGCCUCUGACCCCGGCGAACCCCAGCCUGCCUCCCUUACCCCAGGGAUCCUUGACUCAGGAGGAGCUCAUGGUCUCCAUGGUGACCGGCCUGGCCUCGCUCACGUCCCGGACGUCAAUGGGCCUUCUCGUGGUCGGCGGAGUGGUUUGGAAAGCUGUGGGCUGGAGGCUGAUUGCUCUUUCUUUCGGCCUCUACGGACUCCUUUACGUCUACGAGCGCCUCACCUGGACCACCAGAGCGAAGGAGAGGACCUUCAAGCGCCAGUUCGUGGAAUACGCCGGUGAGAAGCUCCAGUUGAUCGUCAGCUACACGGGCUCCAACUGCAGCCACCAAGUCCAGCAAGAACUCGCCGGAACGUUUGCUCAGCUGUGCCAGCAGGUUGACGUAACCAGAGCGGAUCUCGAGAAGGAAAUUAAUGCCCUGAAUCAGAAGAUUGAGAUUUUAGACACCCUGCAGAGCAAAGCCAAGCUGCUUAGGAAUAAAGCCGGCUGGUUAGACAGCGAACUCAACAUGUUCACGCAUCAAUACUUGGAGCAGAGCAGAUAAAAGCAGCUGAGGCAGAGGGGGAUUACAGCCUUUCGCUUGUGAAAAAAUGUUCCGGGAGGCAGCGACCCACGGAAAAGUCCGUCUCCCUUCCUGCCAUGGGGCCGGGGGAUUCCCAGCGCCGUGGCUCCGCUCCGCAUGAUUUUCCUCCCUCCCCCCCCCCGACACUUUUCCUUUUAGAAACUCCUCACACUGGUGAUUUUUAAGCGAAUGAAUUAGCAGGGGGAAUGCCGGGUUUAUGCGUUUGAUGCGGACGGGCGGUCCCGGUUUUCUGUCUUUUCUCCUCUUUGCCGACAAUGAAAUGUCAAGAUUGAUCUCUGAGAAAUCCCUUGUUGAUCCCCCUUUUCGGUGGGGUUUGGAAUGAAAUCGGCCACAAAUCCACCCAGACUUGAAUGAAUGAAUGAACGAAUGAAUGUCCACCUAUUCCUCACACACACACACACCAAAUUAAAAAGUGAUAGUCUUGUAUUCCCUAAGGGAACCUUUUCCCUCCUGAUGUUUUUGGACAACAGCAAGGAUUAUGGGGGUUGUAGUCCAAAGCAUCAGGAGGGCGCCAGGCUGCCUUAAAGUAAGGAAGGAUCCCGUCCGGUUAAAGUGAAGCACGUUUUCAGGUCCCUCUCGUUGGUUUCACUGGAAUGGAGACUUGAAUCUCCCAUUUUGAAAUCGAAACAUGAAGAGAGUUCUUCACUUAGAAUGGUUUGUGCCCAGUGUUUGCAAGAGGAAAAUGUCCUUCCCAACUGCGUACCCGUUCUCUCUCUCUCUCUUACCACGAAGAAACGUGCAAUCUAGACGCCUGUGUGAUUCUACAAGAAUACCCUCACAAACUCAUCCCCACCCAUCUGAAAUUUCCAGGUCCUGGAAACUUGUCCAUAUCGUUUUGAGAGCGGGCAGUGAGUUUCAUGAGUAUCCAGGUGACUUCAAAGGUGUCCCUGGUUAUCGCACUGAAAAAUGUAGUUGUUUUUCCCUUUAGUAAAGUGUCGGGAAGUAAAAGGAACCCUCCGCGGUAGCCUGACGACCCAUUAAAGUGUUUCGUUUUGCCCUUCCAGAUUUGGCAAAACAUCCAGCUAGGAUUGAAAUGUGUCAAUUUGCACGCAGGAUUUUUCAGCAUGCACAAACCAGGUGGGUCAGAUCAACCCGGACUGCUGUCUAAAGCUCCCAACUAGGUAAAAUUGAGCCUCUCAAAAGUGAGGGCUUCACAUCGGUAGACGUAUUGAACAUGACGGAUGAAUUCCUUGCCUCUCUCAGUCCCAGUCCGUUGCAUCGACUUGAUGGUGUCUCCUUUCCCCUUCGUGAUUGCCUUGAGAGAGUGCUUCGUAUUUAACUCGACUCCUCAUGCCGCCGGUCCUCAUGGAGUUCACGAAACGGUCACAGGCGCCCCGAUGAGUGACGAAGUGAGGAAUUUCUAAGAUGUCGCCCCCAGGAGUCCUUCCAAUUUGCACCAUUCAGCUUCUGUAAUAGUGUGGGUUGAAUGCCAACUGUACUGGGUUUUGAUCCCUUUCUAAAAAAAAAAUAAAAAAUGGCAAAACCUUCCGUUUCCUACCCUAUAAAAUGCCCCAAUCUUCGCAAAAACAAUUCUUUCACAUUACAUGGUGUUCUGUUGAUAACUUCCUGGGUUCCCCCCCCUCCCAUAUAUCCAUUUAAGGUUGUUUGAUUAAUACAAAGAGGUGAAAGGUGUAGCUGGUUAGUUUCGAAUUGGUAUUGUCCUCACGCACCCUUUUAAAAGUUCUCUUCCUACCUGUGUGUAAGCUUGCUAGAGACAAAUUGCCUCCUCUUGCUCCAGUUUCACAUAAGCCAAAAAAACCGAAAAAACCACUACGCUGGAGACCGCUUUCUACUCCAACCCUCCUGAGCAAUGGAUUCCCCUUAAAACCAACUCAGCUGAAACUUUUUUCAUGUUUUGACUGAUAAAACACAUAAGACGUCAUCUCUGGAUUUGGGAAGCAAGUCCUCCACAAAGCAACACACUCGCAAGAAUCUCCGUUUAUUUUUUAUUACUAUUUUUAAGCUAAGUUUAGCCAAAUGCACUUUAUUUAUUUUUCUUUCAUUUUCCCCUCCUUUUAUUGCUGCUAACUUCACAACCCGGGAA